AUGUUAGAUUCAGUUAAUAAGAAACUUGACUUGCAUAAAUAUUUUAAUCGAAAUGCAAUUGCCUCAAUUCUAUCUGGUGCUCUCUUUGCAUUUGCUUGGUGGAUAAUUAUUGAUCUAACUUAUCAAUAUCCAUUAAAAUCAGAUUUCAACAAAAUUUACUAUAUAAUUGGUAUUGUUGCUACAUUUGCACUUAUUUUAGCCAAUUCUAUAUCGAAUUCACAAGUUCUUGGUGAUACUAAUGAAGACAAUUGUCUUGGCCAAUUUGGCGCACGAAGUCUUCUUUUCAUUUCAUUUUUACUUGCAUUCGGUUCAUUAAUUGCGAGUGCUUGGUUAUUAUUUGGUUACUAUAUUUCUCAUAAACAAGGAAAUCUCUAUCCAAUAGUUAUGAUAUUUGUUCAAAAUCUUAUUAUCUUCAUCAGCACAUUGAUUCUAAAAUUUGGUCGUCGUGAAGAAGUUAAUUAUUAA
Molecule: messenger RNA, 465 nt
Organism: Adineta steineri
Lineage: Eukaryota; Metazoa; Rotifera; Eurotatoria; Adinetida; Adinetidae
Source: the annotation of a GenBank genome assembly